CAUCCUGUAUAAGCCUUCCAGAUAUUCAACCAUGUAUCCUCAAGAAACUGAUGUCUAUAUGAAAUAUGUUCAAAUAUAGCCAAAGCAGUGAGGUCUUCAGACCAUGGCGUGGGUAUUUAUCCAUCAGGUCUCAAAGCAUCUUAGCAAUCAUAAGGACUCACAAAAUCCACUUUUGUUGUCCUGCUAUUAAUCCCCAUACUACAAAAAGAAAAAUUGUAGUACAUAAAAGAUUUCACCAUUACAAAACUGAUACACACAACACAACUUCAGACCAAAAAGUAAAUAUUACUGGACCACACCAUACACUUCAAGGAGGCAUUUCAACAUUACACCUCCAACAUCUGUCUGCAUUGGCCUGUGGCUUCCUAUACCAAAAAUAGUGUUUUUGCUGGAUCGAACUUGGUUUCAAAUCUAAAUAAACACUCUUGUUUAUAUUCUAAAGCAAUUUCCCAUUGUUUAGGCUGUAUUCAAAUCCCCUGUUUGACACCUCCCUAAGUUCCUGUACUUCGACUGGUCAUUUUUUCCUCAGAGGGCAAACAGGCAAAUUUAGCAGGGGAUCAAAUACUUCCUCCCCCCUCACUGUACAUAGAUACAUUAAGCAUCUGUAAACAAGAGUUUGGCUUUUUGUAAGGAUCCACCAAUACCCUCCAGCAAUCUGGAAGCUGCUGCAGGACUCGAAGCAGAUGGUCCAUAAACAAGUGAUGUGAUUGAAGAUACAGUACUGUCAUCUGGCACUCACCAGUAACUGAUGUUCAGAUUGUAAAGUAGGAAAUGACAAAAGCAUUGCAUUUGAGCUUAUCAGGCGAUCUAAUGUACAUAUCCCACAUUCAACCCAUUGGUUCUACAAACACAAGGCUGCCUAUCUUCACAUUUGAGUUACCAAUAAAGUUAAUUUAGCAUGAGAAUAUGGGUCAAAUAGUAACUGACGAGAAAUAAACGCUGUGUCUCUCUAGCUGCCAAAACUGAAAGCGGUAUAGGCCCUUUUUAUUAUGUGUAUGCCUUCAAAUAUGUCCUCUGCAAAGCGCUAGACGUCUUGUAAGUGAACGCAACUCUGAAAUCCCAGAUCGCGCUGUUCAUUCAAGUGACAUAGCGGUGUCUGCAGCAUAUUGCGUUUCCUUGGGCCACUGACGUUUUCGCAACUAUAAAAAUUCAGCACGUUGGGAGCCGGGCGCCUAUCCGCUAUUUACAUGGAAUAAACCCCUAAAUCCGCACGUGCCGCUAUCUUGGGUGACUAGGAAAUGGGCGGGAGUUGCUUCCCGCUAGAUGGCAUCAGCGCCUCUCUAUACUUCUAUAUGAUUUUUUUGGGUUUUUUCCCUGGGAUUCGCCGCGAUUGUCAAGUUCAUUUUCCUCUUUUGUAGCUGCGGUUAGGAACCGCGCUUCAUGAGCGAUUCGACCAACCACUCUCCGAUGGAGGCAAAACUGCGGCUAGGUGUGUAAAGGAGCCGCGGAAGUGCAACUUAAGCUUAAGCGGUCCCGAGCGGUUUCUAAGGGCGAGAAAUCCUCGACGGAGCACCCGCGCUUGGCAAGCCUAGUAAAUCUCGAAGCGGCGGGUACGGGCACCGGGGUUGGCAGAGGGAGGAUCAUCCACGGGACUUCCGACGGCGACUUCCCUGCCAUCCAUCCUCGAGUUCAAAACAAGGUCUGCUGAACGGUUUCGCUGGCGGACGGAAGACCCCCUUUCCGCGCCGGGCAGGUGCAAGAAAGCGGAUGUCGUCCCUCUUUCGGCGCUGCGGGAAGGCCGCCCGCCCCCGCCCCCGCCCCGCGGCCAGACCCAGAUCAAUGGAGCCGCUCCGCCGUCGGGGCUCCGCCCCCCGCGCCUGCCUUUAAAAGGCAGCCGCGGCUCGCUCUGCUCCUUUAGCCGGUCUGGCUUGUGGCCGUCUAGCGCGCGCACCCAGCUGCCUUCUCGCGGGCGCCCCACCAUGGGAUGGGCCUGCCCCGCUGCCCGCCCCGUCCCGCUGCCCCGGCCGCUCCUGCCGCCCUCCCGACCAGCAGCAACAUGACUUCCUACGGGCCCUACGAGGGGCGCUUCAACUGCACGCCCAUGGCGCUGCUGAGCGCCGCGGCGGCGGGCCGGGAGAAGGGCAACGCCACCAGCCCGGAGGUGUGCGGCUCGGUGUCGGUGGUCUUCGCCCUGACCAUGAUGACCACGGGCCUGGUGGGCAACGGGCUGGCGCUGCUGCUGGUGUACCGCGCCUACCACAAGAAGCAGAACGCGCGCAAAAAGUCCUUCCUGCUCUGCAUCGGCUCCCUGGCCCUGACCGACCUGACCGGGCAGCUCCUCACCAGCCCCAUCGUCAUCGCCGUCUACCGGGCCGGCCGCGACUGGCGGGCGGUGGACCCUUCCCUGCGCCUGUGCACCUUCUUCGGCCUCAGCAUGACCGUCUUCGGGCUGUGCCCGCUCUUCAUCGCCAGCGCCAUGGCCGUCGAGAGGACCUUGGCCAUCCGCGCGCCCCACUGGUACUCGGCCCACAUGAAGACGCGCGUCACCAAGGCCGUCCUGCUCAGCGUCUGGGUGGCCGUGCUGGCCUUCGCCUGCUUGCCCGUGGUGGGCGUCGGGCGCUACGCCCUCCAGUGGCCCGGCACGUGGUGCUUCAUCAGCGCCCGGGAUCAGGGGGGUCCCCACGUGGGCAACGUCAUCUUCGCCUCCACCUUCGCCUUCCUGGGCCUCUUCUCGCUCGCCGUCACCGUGGCCUGCAACUUGGCCACCAUCGUCGCCCUGGUGUGCCGCUGCCGCUCCAAAAACUCCGCGUCUCAGUCCAGGAGGCAGUGGGGCAGAAUCACCAUGGAAACCUUGAUCCAGCUGCUGGGGAUCAUGUGUGUCCUCUUUGCCUGCUGGUCGCCGCUCUUGAUUAUGAUGCUGAAAGUGACGUUCAACCACACCUCUAUGGAUCAUUGCAGAGAAUCCUGCAACUCCACCCGAAGCACAGAACUGCAGACAGAGUGCAAUUUCUUCUUGACCGCUAUCCGCUUGGCCUCACUGAAUCAGAUCUUGGACCCCUGGGUUUACCUGCUGCUUAGGAAGAUCCUGCUGCGAAAGUUUUGCCAGUUGGCAAGUGCCAUCUCCUGCCGCUCCCAGGAGGGAUGGAAAGGGCGGCACAUCAUGUUGUCAGACAAAAUCAGGCGCACACCGUGAAGCAGGUUGCAUGCCAACAACUUUCCUUGCACCGCCACCUUACUGUGAAUAUGGGCAUCCAUGUUCUGUCCGUUUCCCUCUGUAACUGAAUGGCAAGGACAUAAUAUAUUCCAUGGACUAGUAUUUUCAGUGUCUGCCAGAAAUUGUUAACUUAUAAUGAUAUAUCUAAGAAACCUGCCCGUCUUUUGAAAUCCAUAGCUAAGAGUGCAGCUUUUUGUGUACGUCCAAAGACAUCGCAGGGAUUUUUCCUACUGCAUGGGAGAAGAACCUGCCAUUUAAAAAUCAGAACUUUGACUGUAUAUUCAGUGGCAAUUAAGUUAUUGAAGACUCAACAUUUGUUUGACUCUAAAAUUAUUGUCAGAAAUUUCCUUUGUUUCUGGUCUUCUUUUUGACUCACCGAUUUGACCGAAAAGGAAGGAUAAUCCUUUUUCAUGCUGAUUCCAGAAGAGAGGGAUAGGGUGGGAGUUGAGGAAUCAAAAAUGCUAUGGUGUGUGUGUUAAUGGCUUGUGUCCUUUCCUUAAAGUUGGGAAAGUAGCAAGAGGCCUGUCAAAUGCAUGGAGUCACCACACUAAUUACUCAUUUUCAAUAAACACUAAAGGUCUUUUUCAAAUGGUAGUUUGUUACCUGUUGUAUAUUUUCACUUGUUUAUGCAAGUUGCCCUUGUUAUUUGCUGCUGCAGAGAAUCCAUGUGUCUACUCUCAUGUGAAGAAUUUAUGUUCUGGAGAAAGCACAUUGUCCUAAUAUUCAAACUACAGCAUUUUGCCUCUGAAAAAAACUGUUGCUUCUAUAUUAGGAUUCUUGGCCCUGGAAAGGCAGUGCUUUUCUUCAAUCUAUUAGAAGCAGAAAUAAACUAGCGGUUCCACAAGGCACUUACUAUACAGUUAAUUAACCCCUUUUCAGAUUAUCAUAAAUACUCUGUUAUACCUCAUCUAAGUAAUAGUUAAGAUUAUGAUGAUGUAUUAGAUUUAUACCUCACACUUUCCUCCAAAGGAGCCCAGGGUUUACUUCUGCGUAAGCAUAAUAGAAAAAUGUCCUGUUCAGGAAAGACCACCUGCAACUUUAAUUAGAAGAUUCCUCCUUGCAGCUUCUACCUCUAACUGCCUCCUGUUCAGUGUAUUUCUAGCUUCAUUUCUGACUUUUGAUGAAAGGCCUUGUAUCUAGCUAGUUCUUCUCUCAACUACUUUUCUUGUAAAAGAGAGAAAUGAGUGGGAACUGCUCUCUGCACUCUCAUGUUAACUCUGUGUUGAAAAUAAUCUGCUCAGUGUGAAGUAAGUAUCAUGGGAAUGUCAAACAUGGGCAGUUUAUUUUAUUUUAUUCAGGUAUUUUUGGGUAUUAUUUUAAAGUCACAUUAGCAUGUAUCUUUAAAAUUGCUUUAGCAAUGUUCUCUCCCAUUUUAUAUGUGUUUGAGCUGCUUCAUCUACCAUGAGGGGAGGUAGUCUUCCUGAAAAUAAAUUGCUUGUAAAUAGUA
Molecule: messenger RNA, 4601 nt
Organism: Podarcis muralis (Common wall lizard)
Lineage: Eukaryota; Metazoa; Chordata; Lepidosauria; Squamata; Lacertidae
Gene: PTGER3
Product: prostaglandin E receptor 3
Biological process (GO): positive regulation of cytosolic calcium ion concentration; adenylate cyclase-activating G protein-coupled receptor signaling pathway; inflammatory response
Cellular component (GO): plasma membrane
Molecular function (GO): prostaglandin E receptor activity
Source: RefSeq, a predicted model, not a curated record